Pseudogymnoascus verrucosus is the source of this 1088-nucleotide messenger RNA. RefSeq lists its product as uncharacterized. The coding region runs from base 144 to 1088 and encodes 314 amino acids. Gene Ontology annotation, biological process: N-acetylglucosamine metabolic process; protein N-linked glycosylation. The record is from RefSeq and is a predicted model, not a curated record. Gene Ontology annotation, cellular component: membrane. The transcript has 2 exons. NCBI's taxonomy places the organism in Eukaryota, Fungi, Ascomycota, Leotiomycetes, Thelebolales, Thelebolaceae. Gene Ontology annotation, molecular function: beta-1,4-mannosylglycoprotein 4-beta-N-acetylglucosaminyltransferase activity.
CCAUUCCUUCGGAAUACUCUCCUAUAAAGAUCAACGACCGUUGAGCCUCACGACCUCACACGACAUAUCCCUUCUCUCGUGAAAGGCUCAACCACGGUUUAUACAUCUACAAGGCAACAUCUCAUGCUGCCCCCUACGACAUUAUGAUUUCCAUAAUGCCGACACGACGGCUGACACGCUUCAUCGCCCUCGCAGCCCUCGUGCUCGUCACCAUCGCCGUUUUCUACAGCCCGCUUACCCCCCGCCGCCAUCAAAUCCCCGCGAGCCAUUCAACCUGGCAAUCUGAACUCGGUCCCGUCGACAACAAAGCGACCUCCUACGUCGCCGAAGCCACGCCCGCCGAGUUAUGCGCGCCUUACCACUGGGAGCCACACACCCCCAAAGGCGGCAAGCGCAAGAUCUACGACCUCUUCCUUAUCAACGAUGAGCUAAACUGGCUCGAGAUCCGCCUCAACACUCUCAGCAAGCAAGUCGACUACUUCGUCGUCGUCGAGUCCCCCAAGACCUUCACCGGCCUCGACAAGCCCCUCCACCUCCAAGAAAACUGGGAUCGCUUCGCUCCCUUCCACUCUCAAAUCAUCCACCACGUCCUCGAAUCGGACCUCAACUCCACCGUGGCCUGGGACCACGAAGACCUGCAGCGCAACGCCAUGUUCGACCAAACCACGCUGUCACCCUCAAACCUGCGCUCCGGCCGUGGCGGCAACCCGCUGACGCGUAUCGGCGAGUCCGCUGAUCUCUGGAACGCGGCGUGGCACUGCUCGUCGUGCUUCUCGCACAUCUCCACUCUCCUCAACAAACUUGCCUCCUUCUCGCACGCAGAGUACAAUCAGGAGAAGUACCGCGCUAAGGCGGGAAUCCUGCGCCGCGUCCGCAAUGGACUUGAUCUGUUCGAUCGCUACUGGCAGACCUACGACCGCGUGGAGCGCAACGUCGAUGUCCCGAUGUACGUCAUGAACAAUGUGACGCGUUUUGCGUAUCUGCUUGAUCGCGAUCCGCCGAAUGCGAAUUUUGAGGAUGUGUCGGAGUUGGAUUUGUCGGUGCAGGAGAUUGGGGAGGCGCAGAAGAAGAAGGGGAGCAAGAGGUGA